AUGAUUUAUGUUAGUGAUAUUUAUAUAUGCCUACCUAUUUAACCCGUAGAUUGCCAUCAGUUAUUUAGUAUACAUUACUAUAAUAAACACAAGUAAAAAUAAGAAAACUAAAAAUGGAGAACUGGCAAUUAAUAUAUUUUUUUAUGAUAAUUUCCUGUUUGAUAAUUAACGAAGGUAUUAAAAUUAAAUAUUCAAGUGAAAAAAAUAUAUGCCCGUUUGAAAAAGAUACGAAAAGAAAAACUGCUAAAGUUAGUGAUAUUGAAACAUUAAAACUAGCUCAUAAGAGUAGUUGCGAACUGAACGAGAAUGCAACUAGAAACGCUGCUGAAAAUGGACAUUUUGACUGUUUAAAAUAUGCUCAUGAAAAUGGAUGUCCUUGGGAUGAAGGAACAGCCGAAGCAGCUGCAAAAAAUGGUAAUGUAGAAAACUUAAAAUAUGUUCAUAAAAGUGGCUGUAAAUGGGAUAAAAGAACAACAAGCGCUGCUGCUGCAUAUGGGCAUUUAGAAUGCUUAAUAUAUGCACAUAAAAACGGAUGUCCAUGGGAUAAAGGCACAAUUAUAGACGCUGCAGUAAAUGGACAUUUCGAGUGUUUAAAAUAUGCUCAUGAAAAUGGAUGUCCUUGGGAUGAAGGAACAGCCGAAGCAGCUGCAAAAAAUGGUAAUGUAGAAAACUUAAAAUAUGUUCAUAAAAGUGGCUGUAAAUGGGAUAAAAGAACAACAAGCGCUGCUGCUGCAUAUGGGCAUUUAGAAUGCUUAAUAUAUGCAUAUAAAAACGGAUGUCCAUGGGAUAAAGGCACAAUUAUAGACGCUGCAGUAAAUGGACAUUUCGAGUGUUUAAAAUAUGCUCAUGAAAAUGGAUGUCCUUGGGAUGAAGGAACAGCCGAAGCAGCUGCAAAAUAUGGUAAUGUAGAAAACUUAAAAUAUGUGCAUAAAAAUGGCUGUCAAUGGGAUAAAAGAACAACAAUCGCUGCUGCUGAAUAUGGACAUUUAGAAUGCUUAAUAUAUGCACAUAAAAACGAAUGUCCAUGGGAUGAAAGCACAACUGAAGCAGCUGCAAAGUAUGGUCAUUUAGAUUGUUUAAAAUAUGCAUAUGAAAAUGGGUGCCCCUGGAAUGAUAGCAUAAGUAGAUUUGCUGCUCUAGGAGGUAAUUUAGAUUGCUUAAUAUAUGCCCAUCAAAAAGGAUGCAAAUGGGAUGAAGGCACAACAAGAUCUGCAGCGAUAGGAGGUUUUAUUAAUUGCCUAAAAUAUGCUCAUGAAAAUGGAUGUGACUGGGAUAUAGGUACAACUAGAGUUUCAGCAGCAAUGGGUCAUUUAAACUGCUUAAUAUAUGCACAUGAAAAUGGAUGUCCAUGGGAUGAUGGUAUAACAUGGGUUGCUGCUGAGAAUAGACAUUUAGAUUGCUUAAAAUACGCUAAUGAAAACGGAUGUCCAUUAAAUGAUAGUAUAACAUGGGUUGCUUCAGAGAAUGGACAUUUUGAAUGCUUAAAAUAUGCACAUGAAAAUGGAUGCAAAUGGGCCAUCGGCACAACUGAAAAUGCUGCUAAAAGAGGUAAUUUAGACUGUUUAAAGUAUGCUGUUGAAAAUGGAUGUCAUUGGGAUAAGGGUAUAACCAGAGUUGCUGCAGCUGGUGGUUAUAUAGAUUGCUUAAUAUAUGCCCAUCAAAAAGGAUGCAAAUGGGAUGAAGGUACAACAAGAGCUGCAGCGUUAGGAGGGUACAUUAAUUGUUUAAAAUAUGCCCAUGAAAAUGGAUGUGACUGGGAUAUAGGAACAACUAGAGUUGCUACUGUAGGCGGUCAUUUGAAUUGCUUAAAAUAUGCUCAUGAAAAUGGUUGUCCUUGGGAUGAUCAUAUAACAAGAGUUGCUGUUGAAUAUGGCCAUUUAGAUUGUUUAAAAUAUGCACAUGUAAAUAAAUGCGAAUGGGAUGAAACAAUAACGGAAUUAGCUGCUGCUAAUGGUGAUUUAGAAAUUUUAAAAUAUUUACAUGAAAAUGAUUGUCCAUGGGAUGAAUAUACUAUUAGAGAAGCUGCUGCUAAUGGUCAUCUAAAAUGUCUAGUAUAUGCCCAUGAAAAUGGAUGUCCUUGGUAUGAAGGAAUAACAAGGAUUGCUGCUGGGAAUGGCCAUUUGGACUGCUUAAAAUAUGCACAUAUGAAUAAAUGUGAUUUAGAUNCUUAA
Messenger RNA from Daktulosphaira vitifoliae (grape phylloxera), 2171 nucleotides. RefSeq lists its product as uncharacterized. The record is from RefSeq and is a predicted model, not a curated record. The transcript is spliced from 3 exons. Gene Ontology annotation, molecular function: protein binding. Lineage: Eukaryota; Metazoa; Arthropoda; Insecta; Hemiptera; Phylloxeridae. The coding region runs from base 114 to 2171 and encodes 685 amino acids.